AUGUCUUCUAAUGACGAAGAAAGUAAACAACCGAAACUUGUUUCUGAUAACCGAGCACAGCUAGUCAGAAUAUUGCAGCUAGAAAACAAUAAAAUAGUACUAAAUAAGUCAAUGGUACCAAAAGGAACCGCCUGGAUGAUAACUAGAGAGGAAUUCAUAAAAUAUACUGGGAAAAACGUAGCUAUAGAUCAGUUGAAAAAACUUAACAAUAUGAAAAGCACUGUUAAGAAAAAAACUGACUUGUCAUCAACAGGAAAUAAACCAAUCAAGCUACUUCAAUGGGAAAAAGAUUUUCGAAAAAUUUUAAAUGCUGAAGAAAAUCCUGUAUACAGUAAAAUACCAGGAGCAAUAACAGUUGGGCUAGAUUCCAGUAAUAAAUGUGUUUUACUUCCCACACAGUUAAAUGUAAGCGAAACAACAACAGAAACAAGAAAGGGUAAUCAGCAGAGACAUAUUUUACGCAAAGAACAUGCUGCAAAAAAGAAAGGUUGUUAG
This is a messenger RNA of Acanthoscelides obtectus, 495 nucleotides long. Lineage: Eukaryota; Metazoa; Arthropoda; Insecta; Coleoptera; Chrysomelidae. The record is from the annotation of a GenBank genome assembly.